AUGUCUUCUAGGGCUUGGUCUGUUGAAAAUCAGUAUCUUCCUACGUUUUCCUUAUACAAUGAGCACUGGAGAGCCGUAUACCACUGGCGUCCUUGGUAUGACGAAGAUCCGCAUAUCAAAAUCUGCCAGUAUCACGGUAUCAUUGGAAGCCCUGGCCAGCUGCUACGAGAGGAACUCCUCAUAAUUGUUGGCACGAUGUGUACUCUCAUGAAUCGGGAGAAGUUUAGGAAGCAUCUAGUAAUCCCUGUAAUGAUGUUUUCGUUUAUUGGUGAGCGGCAUGGAAGAAUUAUCUUGGCUCAUUUCAAUGGUCAGGGUCAGAGACUUGUAGUCCAUAUGUCGAAAUUGUAUCGUUUCCUCGCUGAAGACGAGGAUUCCCUUGCUCUGUUUACACGAUAUGCAGCCAGCGUUGUCGAGCCAUCCGGCAAUACGAAAAGAUUGGUUGGAUAGGUCAGAUUAGGAUGGUAGCAUAACAGCCCCGCGUUCUGACUGUGGCAUGAUAAUCGAAUCGUGGGUGGUGGUUUUC
This is a messenger RNA of Aspergillus alliaceus, 523 nucleotides long. RefSeq lists its product as uncharacterized. The transcript is spliced from 2 exons. The record is from RefSeq and is a predicted model, not a curated record. Lineage: Eukaryota; Fungi; Ascomycota; Eurotiomycetes; Eurotiales; Aspergillaceae. Bases 1 to 447 code for a protein of 148 amino acids.